UUUAACAUUAAUGUUAGCCUGAAUUACUUAAUGUGGCAACAGUGUGCAGUAAAAUUGCUGGAAAAUAAGCCUUUGCUGUCCCUCUUUUAUUAUUUAAUGCCUGCAAUUUUACCCAGUCUUCUAUCUGCUCUCCAGUUUGGUUAUUUUGGGGCCAAUGUUUUUAAUCCGUCUCUGUCCUUUUAUAUUGCUUCUCUCUCAGUGCUGUUAAUCGUAUUUCCCAAAAUAGAUAAAUGAGCAAAUUUAAUUAAAUGUGUUAUUUGCACUGUCUCCUGAUCAUUAAUGAAUUUGUAAGUAAGGCCAAACCUACAAUCUUCCUAGUAAUACAAUUACUGAAUUCUCUCUAUCCACUUAGCUGAUGAUUAUUUGCUUUUUAAGUUUUUUUUUAAAUUUUAAACAUUCCAUACUUUGUGUAUUUGUGUUCUUGCACUGUUAGAAGCAUGAAUGUUUUCCAACGAAAAGGAGAGAACUUUGUCCCAGAUGUUUUUUCCACCCUGUGGUCUCAUUUGGUUGAGUUGGUGCAAUGCAGCAAGAAGGGGACAGAUGCAGAGUUCGCGCCAGAAGGCCUGAUAUGGCACUUUAUGUCCCCAAAGCUCUAAGGGGCACAGUGCUCCUCAAGACCGGUGAUAAGGAAAAAAGCUGUAGUUCAGUAAACUCUCUGGUGAAAGAGGAACAAAACAGUUGCCUCUCCCAAAAGGAGGUCCUUAGAGACAAACUUGAGGCUCAGAGACUGAGUAACAAUCCUGAUGGAAAGGAACCUAACUGGAAAGAAGGAAAGACUUAUUCAGCAAGAUUAAGGAAAUACACAUGCCUUCAAAACAGAAAUAAAGAUAGGGUUUGUACCAAGAGAGGGCCUAUAGAAUCCAAAGAAGUAUCCCAGGGACACCAGCACAGGGUCCCAAAUGUUGAUAUUGCACCUGGUAUACCUUCACAAGGGCAUUUUAAACCAAAGAAGGUAGAGUGUUUGGAGGUUGAAACCACAGAUUUGACAGGAUGUGAGAGGAUUCCUGUAUCACAGUCCUGUUCAGAAAUCCCUGAGGCACAAGUUCUAAGCACACCACUCCAAAACAUGGAAUUGAAUGAACUAAGGGCGGAAACUUCUCAAGACAGAGAUUUGGAAAGCAAAAUUGAAACCGAUGCCCAAAUUGUAGAGACACUGUCUCAGUUUCCUGGAGUUUUUAGUUCUGUAUCACAAACUGAGAGUCUGAGUACAUCAGUAAAAUUAAGCUCUGAUUCUUCAACUGCACCACAAGAUGGAGGGGCGAGGCUCAGCAGUGGAGAUGUCACGGCUGUCGCUGAUUCUGCAUGUCCACAUCUUGUCAUUGAUCAAGCCUCUGCCAACUUUGCAUCUGAGAAUAUAGGUGAUAUAGUCAACAAUACAGAUUCUGUCUUUGGUCGGAAAGGUCUAGAUUCCAUUCCUGAGACUGUGGGCCCUGUCACUCCUGAAGAGACUACAGACAAUAAAUUCAGGAGCACAAAUGGAAUUGUUGAUCCAACGAAAAUUAAAAAGUGUGAGAAGAAUAACAUCAGUGCCAGUGAGUUUUGUGUGGAGUACGGACUUUCUGAGACAGCUGUCCUUGCUCAGGAAACAGACAGAAAUAGUAGGUGUCAGGAUGUAGAUGAUAUUACCAAUAAGGCAUGUGUGAUGGACAUUGCAGAAGAUCUAUGUCAUCAUGCAACUACAGACAGUCCUUGUGAGGUUCCAGGUGGAGUAGCUGAUGAGACCUGUGCUACUCCGUGUGAUUUCUCAGGAUAUAUAGAAAUAAGUGCAAGUGCGGCCCAACCUCAAGAAGUUAGAAGUGGGGAUGACGCACAAAAUUUCAGCACCCUGAUUUCUUGCCCAGAUAUUUAUGGUGAGAAUGUUUUAUCUGAUUUUACAGAGUCAACAGGAAAGUUGACAGAGAACUCGUCAGGUUGUACUUCCUCCUUCCCUAGAAAGAAGAUUGCUGAUGGUAAUUGUCACACUUUUUUGGACUCUGAACUCAGUGUGUUAAAUGGCCCAGAAGUAUUUGCAGACUGUGCCUCAGGCAGUGAUGCAGAUAGUACUGGCGAUACAACCAAGGUGUCACUUGAACUGAGGACUGCUGAAGAUGUCGAAACAGAAGAGCAGGGUGACUCAGAGAAUACAGAACUCGGAAUGUCCUUUCCUGGUGGAGAAUCUUCUAUGGGAACACUCACGGAACUGAAAACAGCUGACACUUCUUGUGGGGAGGACAGUCCUGAUCCCGAGGAGAGCUGGGAAUCUAUGUUUAAUGACGAUGGUGACUGCCUGGAUCCCCGUCUACUACAGGAGUUAUCAGGGAAUGUACACAAAGCAAGCAUCCAGGAACCUAGAUUUGAUUAUUACAGCCAUGAAGUUCCUGAUAUUGACCUCAGUGAGUGUGAAUUCCCUCAUGUCAUUGAAAUUUAUGACUUCCCCCAAGAAUUUCGUACUGAAGACCUUCUGCGGGUUUUCUGCAGUUAUCAAAAGAAAGGGUUUGAUAUUAAAUGGGUUGAUGAUACACAUGCCCUGGGAAUAUUCUCCAGUCCAGUUACAGCUCGUGAUGCUCUGGCUAUUAAACAUUCCAUGGUGAAGAUUCGACCCUUGUCACAGGCCACCAGAGCAGCCAAGGCCAAAGCUAGAGCUUUUGCUGAGUUCUUGCAGCCAGCCAAGGAGCGCCCCGAGACCUCAGCAGCCCUGGCCAGGAGGCUGGUCAUCAGUGCCCUUGGGGUUCGAAGCAGACAGAACCCGCGGGACCGGGAAGCAGAGCGUCAGAAGCUGCAGGCAGCCCGGGAGAGAAAACGAUUGGAAGCCAAGCAACGAGAAGACAUUUGGGAAGGCAGAGACCAGUCUGCAGUUUGAAUGUCACCCAAAGAAGGAAAUAAUUUCAUGAUUGGAAAAUGUUUUCUUAGGCUUCAGAUGAGAGGAUCUUUCCAGAGCUCUGUGCACAUGCAGGUGUGCCCAUUAUAGAGUUGAAAGUGAUGGAGCAAAGACUGACUGGGUAUAUAAAGAAGACAGAUACCUGUCUUCACUCCUAAAAGCAGUUCUCUAGAAUGUACUACUGUGGUGGGAGUGGAAGGGAGCUGUCACCCAGGGAGAAAUAUGGAACGUUUGGCUUCCACGAGUCCUCUGGACAGUGUAAGUCAUGUUAGCAUGGUUCACCAAGAUAAUCUGGAAGAAAAGCAGAGAAUUCAUAUCUGCAGUGAUGGGAGAGUCAGGCCCCACACAAGGCAGAACCUUCCCUAGUAUCUCGCAGAACUGAAAACAGCAAUAUGGGGCAUAGGAGGGGAGCAAGUAAGGAACAUUCACUACAAAGAGAGAGAAUAGUGUAUGGUGGACAUGGGAUACACAGAAUCUGCACUGCCAGUUCCAGUACGCCAAAGUCGAUGAAAUGCAGCCGAUGUGGGUAUUUGGACUCCAGCGUCUGUAUUGAACUAAGUGUCUGGGGCUGCCCAGGCUGCAUAGCAGCUAGUGCCAGCUUCAUUACUCAUAGUAAGCCAACCUUGGGAGCUGAGUGCCAGUUUCAGUUUAAACAGUGACAUCAGGUUGUAAGAAGGAGACAUUAAAGCCCAUUUUAUGAUGUAUACACCUCUGAUAUGUGUCAGUCUUAUCAUUUUCACAAAUAAGAGAACAGUUCUCUUCCUGCCUUACUAAACCCACUGAGUGGAGAGCUAGUCAUCUCCCUGUUCCAGCACAUACUGUGAAAGUGACCGCUCCUGGAUGGGUAUGUGGUAGCUCCUCUCCCCUUAUCUUUUUGGGCACUCCUUCCCCAACCUAUUGCCUUUUCCCAUCUCUGUCAGGUCUUAACAUCCUGCAGAAAACAUGUGGCCCACAGAAUGUUCUUGGUAUGCUCUCCAUAGCCUUGCCAGAGUCACCUGGCAAGAAGCAUCAGCCCAUCCGUCGUAGUGAUGAGCAGCCAGGAUAAAAUAAACAUCCCUAGGCAGCGAGAGAGACUUCCUGAAGGACAUGGACAAGUCAGAACCCCCAAAUCAGCCGCUACCCAUCUCAUAUCUGCAUCCUCAGUAUUUGGGGAAAGUAAUUCUGCACUCAAAAAAUGGCAGUGCUAGACCUUCUGUGCUGAGGUGGCAAGAAGUAGUGUCCCACUCUUAAACUUGGGCAGGAGUUUCAUGCUGUGAUUUAGUAACCAUGACUGAUGGAUCAUCAGCAUUGCUUAUAACAUGGGAGAAUGGGGCUCAGCUCAGAUAUUCCUCAGCGGACCCCAGACUUGGGUCUUAGUCCUGACCCACCUAUUCCUGCUGCUAGUCCAGUCUGAUAGGCUUCUCACUGUUUCCUAGUAUUCUCAUCCUUGGUCAGUUCUGCCAGCUUUUUUUAUUCUCUUUUGUUGCUUCCAUGUCAAGCUUGGGGGACUAAAUAAGUCAUUCUGUUGGUUCUCUGUCUCUAUAGCUAAGACCAGGGCCCCCUCUUUAGCUAACAGCUGCAGAACUUGUGCUCACUAUUUUCAUAGAACAGACUUUGCUAUCAUAGGUAGAUGUCUUGGGCAGUAUGGCUGCAUUUGAAAGAUAAGAUAGGGAGCUGCAGCAUGGCUUCAUAGUUAGUGGUAUACCUCUGAUGUAAACCCUUGUUCUGUUUUGAUUCUUCUACAAGUCUAACAGUGGCCUUGAGCAGCGAUGAAGAGAUGACUGUCCCUAUCACUUCCCCGAGAUGGGGCUUCCCCCCUCUGACUGUAUUUAGCUUUGAAGAACAUUGUUGAUGGUAUACAUAGUCCCAAGUUUAUUCUCCACAUUUUUAGUAGUUCUCAUGAUUUUGCGAAAUUACUUUUAUUAUUUUUAUUUUCAUUCUAAUACUCUGUACCAGUAGCCUGUUCCCCUUUUCAUUUGAUAAUCAGCAGAGAAUGCUCUUUAGUUACAGUCUCCAGUAGUUUGGGUUGAUCUACUGGAGAUGAGACAGUCUACCCAGUACACGUUACCUCAGGCUUGUCCAAAGGGGAACCAAUCUGGCCAUAUCUAAACCCAUGUCUUCAUAAGCUGACUUAGUUGGAAAGUGUCCAAUAGCUGUUCCUGGCUCCAUUGUGGGAUAUCUAGGAAGACAGUUAAUACAGUCUGCUGGUCAUGUAACAUUUCAUGUACAUGAAACAUCUAAAUCCAUGAUCACCUGGAAUUUAUAGUAGAAAGGCAUACUCCCCAUGAAUCCUAAUAUAGAACAGAGGUAGGUUAGGCUUCUAAUGAGUUAGUGGAGGUUCCUAGCAUUAUAAUGUCACAGACUAAAGUAUGCAAAGUAAAAGUCUUCUGAGGUUUUGGGUUCUGUUUGGGAUUUGUCGAUUGAGAUUCUGUUAAUAUCCCUCAUCUGGUGGUAAGCUCUGCCAGCCGUCAGUCUUCCCAUGGUCUUCCCUUCCAACUCAGAGGUAUAACAGCACAACCUUUGUGCAGCUUUUUCCAGGAAUUAGAACUGGCUGCACCCAUCAGACGUGAAGUGGGCAGCAAGACUGACACCAGAGCUGAUGGCUCUCUGCCUGGUCUGCUUUUUGUAGCCCUCUUGGAAACCAGAUCCAACGAGAAGCUGAGGGUAACCUCCAUACCCAAACCUAGUCAGCUCUUG
Ochotona curzoniae (black-lipped pika) is the source of this 5533-nucleotide messenger RNA. RefSeq names its product R3H domain and coiled-coil containing 1 like (gene R3HCC1L). The coding region runs from base 521 to 2839 and encodes 772 amino acids. The record is from RefSeq and is a predicted model, not a curated record. The transcript is spliced from 7 exons. Lineage: Eukaryota; Metazoa; Chordata; Mammalia; Lagomorpha; Ochotonidae.